AUGGUCUUGAUUACUUUUACAAUCAACUACAAAACAGAAUAUGGCCAAAAAGUACAAGUUGUAGGGAAUAUCCCAGAGCUUGGAAAUUGGAAUGGUGGUAUUGAUUUGGUUCCCUAUGAAAACAAUAUAUGGAAAGUGACUGCAAUAGUCCACACCUUACCUUUCGAGUACAAGUUUAAAAUAGUCGAGAGUAACACAAACAAAGUAAUUAGAUGGGAAUUUUUGGAGAAUAACACUAAUAGAAUGUUUUGCUUGAACAAACAAGCAGAUCAAAUCGAACUCGAAAUCACUUGGGAGCGACCUGAAGAUACAAAACAGACCAUAACAAUGGCUCGAGUCCUCAAAAGUGCAAUUAAGAAGUCAUGCUCCAAAGAUGUCCUCUAA
This is a messenger RNA of Entamoeba invadens IP1, 384 nucleotides long. RefSeq lists its product as hypothetical. Gene Ontology annotation, cellular component: membrane. Bases 1 to 384 code for a protein of 127 amino acids. Gene Ontology annotation, molecular function: starch binding. NCBI's taxonomy places the organism in Eukaryota, Evosea, Mastigamoebida, Endamoebidae. The record is from RefSeq and is a predicted model, not a curated record. The transcript has a single exon.